This is a messenger RNA of Lodderomyces jiufengensis, 1407 nucleotides long. It is a transcript of the gene KIN3, whose product is annotated as serine/threonine protein kinase. Bases 1 to 1407 code for a protein of 468 amino acids. Gene Ontology annotation, molecular function: protein kinase activity; ATP binding. The transcript has a single exon. Gene Ontology annotation, cellular component: nucleus; centrosome; cytoplasm. NCBI's taxonomy places the organism in Eukaryota, Fungi, Ascomycota, Pichiomycetes, Serinales, Debaryomycetaceae. Gene Ontology annotation, biological process: chromosome segregation; protein phosphorylation. The record is from RefSeq and is a predicted model, not a curated record.
AUGAAUAAUGAAUAUGAGGCAUUAGAAAUAAUAGGUAAAGGAUCAUAUGGAACUGUACGUAAAGUUCGUAAUAAACAAACAAAUUUAAUAUUAGUUAGAAAAGAAAUUGAAUAUAAAUCAAUGAAUAUUCAAGAAAGAAAUCAAAUAAUAUCAGAAUUAAGAAUCCUUAAAAAUUUAAAUCAUAAAAAUAUAGUUAGAUAUUAUGGUCAUGAUCAUUUACCACAUCAAAAAGUUAUUCAUAUAUAUAUGGAAUAUUGUUCUGGUGGAGAUUUAUCUCAAUAUAUAAGAGAUUUUAAACAAAAUAAUGAUAAUGUACCUGAAGACUUUAUAUGGCAAGUUUUAAUACAUACAUUAUCUGCAUUAUAUAGAUGUCAUUAUGGAUCAGAUAUUUCAAAAGUUAAUUUUAAUGAUAAUCAUUCUACAACUCCAAAACCUAAAAUAAAUUCAGAUUCAAUUAUUAUACAUAGAGAUAUAAAACCUGAUAAUAUUUUUGUUGAAAAUGAUUUAAUUAAAUUAGGUGAUUUUGGAUUAGCUAAAAUGUUAACUACAUCAAAUGAUUUUGCAAAAACUUAUGUCGGAACUCCUUAUUAUAUGUCACCUGAAGUAUUAAUGGAUGAACCAUAUCUGCCAGUAUGUGAUAUAUGGUCAUUGGGGUGUGUAUUAUUUGAAUUAUGUAAUUCACAACCACCAUUCCAAGCUAAAACUCAUUUACAAUUACAAGCUAAAAUUAAACGAGGUUCAAUACCUCAUAUUAAUGAAAUUUAUUCAUCACAAUUAAGAUCUAUUAUAAAAGAUUGUAUAACUGUUGAUCCAAAUGAAAGACCUACUUGUUAUGAUUUAAUGAAUUCAUUAAGUGUUAAAUUUUUAAGAAAAGAAAUGGAAUUAAAUGAUACUAAUACCUCCCUAACAAAUUUUAAAAAUGAAUUAAUUGCCAAAACUGAUGAAUUAAAAAGAAAAGAAAAUUUACUAAAUAUAAGAGAUAAGAACCUCAAAGAAAAAGAACAAAAACUAGCAGAUAGAGAAGAUCAUCUACUAGAAAAAGAACAGAAAUUACACGAAUUAGAAUCCAAAAUUCGAUUAAAAGAAAAUCAAUUUAAAAAUUUAGAAAAUACCCUAAUAGAAGAAUUCAACCUUAAAAAGCAAGCACUCGAUUUAGAAUCAAAAGAAAUUCGAUUAUUUUAUCAAACUGAAUUUUGGUCAAUAGUCGAUAAGGAAGUUAAUGAUAGAUUAAAAGCAAGACCUAAAGGUCCUCAAACAUUAGAUGAUUUAAAAAUCCUAAAGAAUAAAAAUUUAAAUACAACGACCACUACCCCAACUAAUUUAGUUUCUGAGUUUGGAAAAUUUAGAGUUACUGAUGAAUAUGAAAGACAAAGAAAUAUGGAAGUACGUAAAUAUCGCAUAAAUUAA